AUGUUAUUUUACUCCGCGUACCCGCAGUACGAGUUCAAGUACGGGGUGCACGACCCGCACACGGGCGACGUGAAGAACCAGUGGGAGAGCAGGGACGGCGACGUGGUGAAGGGCUCCUACAGCCUGGUCGAGCCCGACGGCUCCACGAGGACCGUGCACUACACGGCCGACAAGCACAGCGGCUUCAACGCCGUCGUCAAGAAGUCCGGCCACUCCUCCCACCCACAGCACUACGGCCAUCACGGCUACUGA
Molecule: messenger RNA, 252 nt
Organism: Bacillus rossius redtenbacheri
Lineage: Eukaryota; Metazoa; Arthropoda; Insecta; Phasmatodea; Bacillidae
Product: cuticle protein 19-like
Exons: 2
Coding region: 1-252 (83 amino acids)
Cellular component (GO): extracellular matrix
Source: RefSeq, a predicted model, not a curated record